AAAAAUCAUUAUACUCGGUUAAUAUAAUCUAGAGCGUGACUGUUAAAGCUAUCACCCGUGUAUAGAAGGAGUGGUUUUGUCUUAUUUAAGAUUAUACGUCGCUUGUCUUGACAAUAUAGUUCAUAUGACAAAUCGACUCUGUAAUCCGGAAGAUUUGUGUGGUUUUGUAAAAAUAUCUGGACAAAUAUCGAGUUUGUGUUCAUUUUGAUCACCGGAUAAACCGAUCAAUUUUAAAUUAAUUUUCCAGCAAAGCGUUCCGUUUGUGGGUUAUAGUAUAACAGUUUUAUAGGGAAAACUAAGUAAAGAAAAUACAAGGAAAUAGAGUGUUACGUAUUAAACAACUACAAGAUGAGGAUUCCGGGGCAGGACUCGUCGGAAGUGAAUAUCGUAACUAAAUAUGUGUUGUUCUUCCUCAACCUUUCAAUAUUUAUCGUUGCGCUCGCGGUUGUGGCGUUGAUGACGUAUGUGCUGGUGGUGAAGGAAAAGAAGGUGGAAGAAGCAUAUGACUUCUUUCUGGAUCCUUCCUGCAUCCUUUGCCUGUUUGGCUGUGUCGCCCUCCUCGCCUCACUAGUCGGAUGGUGGGGGCCCUUCCGGGAGAAUGUGGGCGUCCUCAGAGCAUACGUGUGGAUGAUGACUAUCUUGUUUUUCUUACAAAUUGCGUUCGUUAUAAUCAUCUUCGUGGCGGUGUACUCGCCGGAAGCUCAGAAGGCAUUGCACUUGUACCCGGACGAUGCGCUUAACAAGGCGGUAGUUCAAUACUGGGACGACGAUGAUCUACGGGACCUCGUGAACUACUUCCAGGAAACGUUUGCCUGUUGUGGUACGAGCGACACUGAUGAGGGUUAUAAGGACUGGGCAAAGAACGAGUAUUACAACUGCAGUGUUUCCGAAUUACAGAAAAAAUCUAACCCACUCUUCUGCUCCGUGCCAUAUUCCUGUUGUUUUCCAAAUGAGGGCGGGCUAAAAGACUUCGCCUGUGGCCUAAACAUGCAGAGCGAUGAUAUUGACCCAACCGUACGAGCAAAGACUAUAUACACCAAAGGAUGUUUCAAAAGUAUCGCCGACAUCAUGCGGGACAACGUGCUGGUAGUGGGGGCUGUGCUCAUCGGAAUCUUUAUUCCCCAGUUGAUCAUGACAUGGAUGGCUCGGACACUCAUUGGUCAGAUCAGUGUCCAGCGACAAAAGUGGAACCAACGACCUCGGUAACCGUCAGUCCUUGAUGCGCAUGCGCAGUGGCCAUGAUCGUUUUACAUAUCUCGGAACACUUCGGUGAAUUCCGUAAUGCUUGAGACGGUCAUGCAACGAUUGUUAUACAAUGUACAUAGACAAAUUUGGUCAUAAAUAUGCGGUCUUAUUGUUAGAUUCAUUUAGGUACAUACUUGUGUUACCUUUCUUUAUAUACCUUAAAGAGAGACAUCCAAUGAGUAUGUGCAAGUAUAAUAACCUUUCCGUAUAAGUAUUGACCUGACUGACAUUUGCUCCUUUUACUGGAAUCAUAUGUACCUUGUUCAAGGACAUGCUUUACACAGGCAUCUGAAUCAUUGUUUGUCGUAUAUCAAAGACAUUAAAUAUCUUCAGAUGUGUUGUUUAUCUCAUUGUAUAUACCCAAAAUGGUUUUAAACAACAUAUUUGUGACAAACAAUGAUUCAGAUGCCUGUGAUACUUUACAUGUGCUCAAAUGUUCAACGUUGCUGCCAUACAGCUCAAACACAACCGUACAUCAUUUGUAUUCCUGGUUUUGUUCUACUGUUCUUGUUAACACGUCUUCGCCGUCUACAUUUGUUUAUCACAUUGUUUAAAUGUUACUAAUAAAAUAUAGAAAUGUU
Messenger RNA from Mya arenaria, 1826 nucleotides. Its product is annotated as tetraspanin-33-like. The record is from RefSeq and is a predicted model, not a curated record. Bases 349 to 1206 code for a protein of 285 amino acids. Lineage: Eukaryota; Metazoa; Mollusca; Bivalvia; Myida; Myidae. Gene Ontology annotation, cellular component: membrane. The transcript has 7 exons.